AAUCUGGCCGUGAUCGGCAGCGACGGAGAUGCUACGGCCGGGACGUAUUUGGAAGAAAAGGAAGGAACACCGACCGGCUUGGCGAUGUGUGUGGUGCACCACCUGCUCAAAGCCGGGUCCCACCGAGCAGCUAUCGAAGCGAUCGAAUGGGCCGCCCAGGAGAUGCGGAAUGCGCGGAAUACGUUGCGGGGGACGCCGGAUUACUACCGCUGUGUCUGCAAUAGCGGCGCGGGCUACAGGAUCCAAACCGCCCCUACGGCCGCGGACGUCGAGUGGUGCAGCGACUUCUACUGUGCUGAUGAUGAACCCGCGCGCAUCGAGGCGUGCUACAACGAGGGGGAGUGAUUCCAACACAAUGGUCGCAGCUCGUGAGCUGCUGUUGACGGUUAGUCGACGAGUAAACACGACUCCACCUCUCCAGCAUCUUCAUCUUCUGGAGGCGCAGUUGUUGCGAGAUGAAGUCGGUGUCAGAGCUGGGGGGAACGAAAAGUCUCAACUUCGAACAACAAGCUGUAGCUUGAGUAUUUCUACUUGA
Molecule: messenger RNA, 535 nt
Organism: Amoebophrya sp. A120
Lineage: Eukaryota; Dinophyceae; Syndiniales; Amoebophryaceae
Source: the annotation of a GenBank genome assembly